CAUCUACCUGGACUCCAUCCGUGCUCCUUACCUUUCCUACUCCGUUAUAGCUGUAAUCACCUUAUACUGUGAUCACCUCAUCUCAGCCUUAUAGCCACCCAUCCAUCCAUCCAUCCACUCACAGUCACAUGGGAUCGGACCUGCAAGAGUCGCCGCCCCGUCCAGACCCCACCAUUGCAGAGCCCGCGCGGCCCUCACGCUCCUCACCACCGACUCCCGAGGCCUCCGCCGCUGCAGCUCCAGUGGACGCCGAAGAUGACUGGGCUGGCCUCUGCGACCGCAAAGAGCGUCGACGACGACAGAACCGGCUGAAUCAGCGCGCAUACCGAAAACGCAAACAAGCCGAACGCAACAAUGUCCUAGUCCUCCGACCCUCCCAAUCCAGCUCCCAACAAGCCGAGCGAAGCUCAUCAUCACCACCAUCACCCAAACCCCCCUCCUCCCUCUCCCUAACCCCCACCCAAUCCCGCUGCCUCCAAACCCUCAGCAAUGGCAGUAAUGGCAGCAAUUCCCCCAACGACCCCACCAUGCCCCUCGACAUCCAACGCCUCUUCGAACACUUCACCCGCGUCGCCUACGAAAGCUACUUCCGUGGCUCCCCCUCGGCCGACCACCUCCUCACCCUCAGCAAAAUGAAUGUCUUCCGCGCCUUCAUGGCCAACAUGACCGUCCUGGGUCUAGGCCGCGACACAACCUGGUGCCAAGACGACGAUGCUCUCUCUCUCUUCAACACCCUACCCCCAGCCACAAUCGAGGAAAGCAAUCUCCCCGUUGCAUUACGUCCAACCAAACUCCAAAUCAAAGUCCCGCAUCACCCGUGGCUAGACUUCUUCCCGUUGCCACGCCUCCGCGAUAAUCUCGUCAUGAUGGCGGAUAAAUUCGACGACGAGGAACUGUGUCAUGACGUCAUGGGGUUCUGGGAUAAUGCGUCGGAUACUUGCAGUAUGUUGGUUUGGGGGGAGCCGUCGGAUCCAGCCAGUUGGGAGGUCACAGAGGGGUUUUUGAGGAAGUGGCCGUGGGUGGUUAGGGGGUGUCCUGAGUUAUUGCAGAGUACGAAUCGAUGGAGGCAGCAGAGGGGGGAGAAGAUGAUUAUUAGGUAUUUGUAGUUGGAUACCUAGGCUGGGUUGGAGGGUUAUGUGGAAAUGAACGUGUAUGUGAAUGCGAAUGCGAAAGUGACCAUUCUCUCCUCUCUUUUUACCCAAUACCAAACAACAAUCUUAUCAAC
Molecule: messenger RNA, 1225 nt
Organism: Aspergillus sclerotioniger CBS 115572
Lineage: Eukaryota; Fungi; Ascomycota; Eurotiomycetes; Eurotiales; Aspergillaceae
Product: DUF3425 domain-containing protein
Exons: 2
Coding region: 129-1106 (325 amino acids)
Source: RefSeq, a predicted model, not a curated record